Molecule: messenger RNA, 2140 nt
Organism: Podarcis raffonei (Aeolian wall lizard)
Lineage: Eukaryota; Metazoa; Chordata; Lepidosauria; Squamata; Lacertidae
Gene: LNP1
Product: leukemia NUP98 fusion partner 1
Exons: 3
Coding region: 696-1244 (182 amino acids)
Source: RefSeq, a predicted model, not a curated record
GUUUAUAUUUUCCACAGUUGGACCACUUUUUCUGUUUUGGAAAUAUCAAUAUAUCCUGAAACAUAAUUAUAAGAGGAAUAAAUGUAUAAAUGCAUACAGUGGCAGAUUGGAACCAGUCUUUGGUUGGCACAGUGUAGUGUUAGCCAAAUUCUAAAAUCUUCCUAGGAGAGCCUUUUUGUAUAGAUGCAAUGUGUAAUUUGAAUAUUGGAAGAGAGAACAUGUUAUUUUGUACAGUCAUUUAAGAUCUAUACUGUGCUAGUUCCUGAACAUGGUCAAUACAUCAAUUCUGCUUCCUGAAAUUGCAAGCCUGAUCUAAAUCACAGCCUGAGCCUUGCAGGCAUGUUAUCAUGGAAAGCUCUCCAUUGGUAUUGACAGCUGGUGCAGUCAACAGCAAGACUAUGAAGCAGGCAGCCCAGUUCUCUUGCCACCCUGCAGGGUGUGUGACAUUGGGAAUUUCUGUAAUGGAAAGGUUCGAAACAAGUAGCAAUUGUUAAAAUAGAUUACCAGGGCUUGGCUUGUACAUAUAUAGACAAGACCAAGGGCAGCGCUGCACUAAUAUAUAUUUGUUGGGUUGCUUUUAGGUGGUAGCAUUUUCUAAAUAGAAGGGACCAAUCUGAAAUUACAGCACUAUUCCCUCAUAGUUGUGUGGCUAUAAUUCAGCAGUGCUGUUUCACAUACAUAUUUCCCGUCUGUACAUGGACUAUGAAGAGGAUGAUGAUCUUUCCUUUGCAAAAUGGAUGAGUAGUUUCUGGGGCCAUAGUGUGACUGAUGAAAGAGAGAGCAGAGCACACAGGAAGCAGCAGAUAAGAUCGCUGAGUGAAAGGAGAGCCUCUCUUCCGGCCACGCUUUCUUCCAUCCAUAUGACAAGGCUUCAUGGUUCUACCAAGAUCCCAUCCUCAGGCCACCUAAAAGAAUUGCAAGAAGAUCAAGAUACAAAAUGCCAUUGUCAUAUGAAGGCAAGCAAAAAAUCCUCAAAUGGUAAUUCUUCCCAGGGGACAAGUGGACCAAACAGUAGAUCAAACUCCAUCCAGGAAUUUUCAGAAUCCUUUGAGAAGCAACUGCAUUUCAAAAACAAGCGCUCAGUUUCUUUGGAACCUGAAGGGAUGAAAGAGAGGAGAGAAAGAGAAAAACUGCAUAUUCCCAAGAGCAGGUCUCAUAAGAAAGCGGGAGAAAAGAAGGAGCCAAAGAGAGAGCAAGGUGAAGGAGAACACAACAUGGAAUUUGCAGCAGGGAAACAUAGUUAAUAAUUUCCAUGAUACCCAGGAAUAAAGAGGAAAUGUGUUUGCAUCCAUUAGGAUAGACUGACUUUUUAAAGAAAUGACGGUAUAAAAUAGAUUCUGACACUUAGCUUUUAUUCCCUAAAACUGCAAGUGUUAUAUAAGUAGAACAAAGCAUAAAUGUUAAAAUUAAAAUACUUUGUAUUCCUUUGAAGCUGUUUGUAUAGACCUGUUUAAAAAAACCACUACAUUCAAUCAGAAACAUUUAUCUAACCAACGUGAGCAAUAAAUAGUCAGACAACCAUUCAAUGUGUUAAUUUACAAACACAAAUAUAAAUAUGAAAGGCUUGUGCCUUGAAGAUGGCUUUUGUUAAAGUUGGAAGCUGAGCAAAGAUUCAGCAGUAGGCUCAUGAAAGAGGAAGAAUCAUCCAUACGUACUGACUGCUGACUUCUGCUGCAUGAUUUUAAGUUUCAUAGAUAACAAUACAGUAGUACCUCAGAAGUCGAAUUGAAUCCAUUCUGGAAGUCCGUUUGACUUCCAAAACGUUUGGAAACCAAGACACAGCUUCCGAUUGGCUGCAAGAAGCUCCUGAAGCCAAUCGGAAGACAUGUCGGACAUUUGGGUUCCAAAGAACGUUCACAAAGCGGAACACUCACUUCUGGGUUUGCGGCAUUCAGGAGCAAAAACGUUGGACUCACAAGGCAUUCAGAAUCCAAGGUACGACUGUAUUGUAAACACCUGUAUAUAAUCAUGUACUGUAUGAAAACAAAUUGGGAGUUAUUCUGGAUAUUCCAUGUCAAAGCUUGUUCUUUUCUGUUUGUAUAAAAGUAACACACAUGUUUUAAAUAUUCAUCCAAAACAAAUGUAUAAAUUAAAUUGCUUUGUAUGUUUAAAAUUCUAUAUAAAGGGAACCAAAACUUUA